Messenger RNA from Solea solea (common sole), 1719 nucleotides. RefSeq names its product GTP binding protein overexpressed in skeletal muscle (gene gem). Gene Ontology annotation, biological process: negative regulation of high voltage-gated calcium channel activity. Gene Ontology annotation, cellular component: plasma membrane. The record is from RefSeq and is a predicted model, not a curated record. The transcript has 4 exons. Bases 365 to 1285 code for a protein of 306 amino acids. Gene Ontology annotation, molecular function: GTP binding; calcium channel regulator activity; GTPase activity. NCBI's taxonomy places the organism in Eukaryota, Metazoa, Chordata, Actinopteri, Pleuronectiformes, Soleidae.
UCCCUCCUUCCUCCUCCUCUGUUUAUAAAGCUCAGGGAAUCCCCGUUAUCAUCAGAAUAUCGGAGACUCUCUCAUUCAGACUUUUGUGAGACUCAACCACCAGAGACCUGCUGCUCCAGGAUCUAUGAAUUACAUUUGAUUGAUUGAUUUAACUUUGAUUCUGCUCAUCCUCCUCAUCCUCAGUGAGGGCUCAGUGCAGACGUGGAGUUCAAACUAACUUUACUGACUUUUUCUUAAUUCUGGCUCAGACUUUACAGAAACGCCUUACUUGUUUUAAGUGUGUUUUUCUCGACACAACGGUUUAACCUGACCGCGUUCCGUCAGUCCAGUCCAGUCUAGUCCGUUAGACCAUUUUUUUGCCAGCAUGCUGUCCUCGGUGCGCCGGCACAGCCUCCGCCUACAGACCGAGCUGCACCGCUGGAGCAUCUGCGACCCGGGCAGCAACCUGCUCCCGGAAAACCUCCUGGCUCGGGUCCCCGCCUGCAUCUCCCGCUCCAAGUCCUGCACCAGCUCCGCGGGGGAGUCGGACGAUAGCCGCGGGAGCUGGUCCUCCUCAGACUCGGUCAUCUCCACAGACUCCGCCGGGGAAGCGUUGGAACCGGGGAGACCGUACCGGGUGGUGCUGUUAGGGGCCAACGGAGUUGGUAAGACAGCGUUCGCCAGGAUCUUCGCCGGGGCAGAGGACAGCAUGGACACCGAUGAGUGCGAGCUGUGUGGAGAUGAAACAUGGGAAAAGAUGAUUGAGGUGGACGGAGAGUCUGCCACUGUAACUCUGCUGGACACAUGUGAUGAAGAGACUGGCAGUGAAUGGUCUCAGGAGUGCCACAUGCAGACAGGCGAUGCCUUCCUACUGCUGUACUCCAUAACUGACCGUGCGUCGUUCCUGCGAGCGUCUGAGCUCCGGAUCAACCUACGCCGCUUCCGUCCGGCUCAGCACACACCAAUCAUCCUGGUGGGGAACAAGUGUGACCUUGUGCGAUGUAGAGAGGUGUCAGUCAGUGACGGCCGCGCCUGUGCUGCUGUGUUCGACUGCAAGUUUAUCGAAACCUCUGCUGCCAUGCAGCACAACGUGUGGGAGGCCUUCCACGGCAUAGUGCGACAGCUGCGUCUGCGGCGAGACUCCAAAGAAGCCAACAAACGUCGCAGGCACACAAAGUAUAACACGCGCCGCGAGAGCCUCCCUACAAAGGCCAAGCGUUUCCUUGACAAGGUGGUAGCAAAGAACAACCCCAGCAUGGCGUUUUGGCUGAAAUCAAAGUCCUGCCAUGACCUUUCUGUCCUGUAAAAGCCCAACACACUCAACAGACCCUUGAGCUGGUGAACAGUCAUGGGUGUUGAAUUAGUGGACAUGAGCUGGAGGGACGCCUGCUUCUACAGGGCUUAAGGCUGGGUGAUUUAAAGCCAGUCCUCACUAUGUCCACAUGCAGCCUCGGCUCAGCAAAGACGUUGUGCAGGAGAGGUGGUUCACACAUUUCGCCACUGGUGUUUACAUGUGGCUACGAUGACUGAGCUCAGUCAAUCAGACUUUGUAAUGGACGAGACAAUCGUCUAACGAACUGAUGGCUUCUGUCAUGAAGACUUGGAGGUUGUUGAUGAAAUGAUACAGUUUGAAACAAGACAUUAUUAUUAUUAUGUCCCUCUUGCUGUAUUCAUCCAUCUCUUUGUCAAAUCCCUAAGUGCUAAGUGAUAUUUGUCUCUAUUUGUUCAUAUAUAUAUAUA